AAACUAAAACAGUCUGAACGUAUGCACGAACACAUUGACAUGCGAGUGACACUGUACGAGUGACAUUUCAGACAUUAAUUCGAAAAUGCCGACACUGUUAUUGGUAUUCAUACUUGCAAGACUUGCGGCCAACUCUGCUUGUGGAACAUGUGUGGCAGACUGUGACUGGAGUGUGGGAGAGUGGGGAGAAUGCAGUAGAUCAUGUGGCGGAGGGUAUCAAACCAGAAACAGGACCCUGUGUUGUCAUGACAACGAGUCUACAGAAACAUGCCUGGAGAGAUGUCACAACAAGUCCUAUGCAGGUGCCCCAGACACCCACAGAACGUGCAACAACCUUUGUCUGAAUGGAGGGAAGUUUGACGACAAUACUGGUCUGUGUUGGUGCAAUCAGGGAUGGAUAAGUACAUGCUGCCAAGAAGCUUCUACGUCCUAUAAAUUCGCUUGCAGCGUCUCCACAAGGAAAACAUAUCCGAAAAUACUUUCUCAGGUAGCAGGUGAACCAGAGUCUGCUGCUCUCAGUAGAUUCCAUGUUGUGAAAGCACAGCUGGCGAAUGAACUUUUCACUGUGGAAACUUACAUACCCCAGGAAAUUAAUAUAGUCCUGAGAUUAUGCUCACAUAAUGUCUACAGUAAAGAUGGGUGCAUGGUGGACCACAUGUCUACUUCUCGGGACUUACUUCGUAACAGAACUGUAAUCUACAAUGGGGGAUACCUUGGUGAAAUAAGGAGCGUCUUCCUCGAGGUUUCUCAGAAGGAAAGACUGGUAGAGUAUGAGUGGGUCCCAGAACACCUCGAUGUGAGUGACCAGUAUUCACACUUACACUGUUCAAGAAAGAUGUCACAUAUUCAGCAUCCCAGCAUUUUUCGUCACCGACGAUGGGCCAGUCGAGAUCUUCAGAUUCUUAUCCAAACAAGUGACAGCAACUAUGCUGGUACUGAUGCCACCGUCAGUAUGAUAAUUUACGGUGACAAAGGCAGCUCACGCAGCAUGGACAUGGAUGGAAGUUUUGAGAGCGGAGAUGUUGAUACAAGUAUGCGAAGUAUCAAUGAAAUAGGAAGAAUACGCAGCAUUAGGAUAUGGCAUAAUAACAGGGGGACCAAUGCUGGCUGGAAAUUGGACUGGGUGCGUAUUUCUGAACUUUCUGAACCGGGUGUAACAUACGAGUUUGGAUGUAGUUGCUGGUUAGAGGACAAUAACAAUGGAAAAGACCUCAGACAUAGCACAGCUUGUCCGUCCAUAUCAAAUUGUGCAACGCAGCGUUGUCGUACCUGUACAGCAUGCCAGUCGCCCUCAAAGGAUUUUUAUUUCAGAUUAUCUGCCGACAAAGUCAAAUGUGACACUGUCUGCUCAUAUGUAAGCAACAGGUGGUGCUGGCCUGGCAAUUGCUACAAUGGUCUUCUGACAUCCUGCUCGUGUGAUAGUGGAUUCAGGAAGUCAGGGACGUCCACGUGUGACAGUGAGUGUUUUACAAUUUAA
This is a messenger RNA of Haliotis rufescens (red abalone), 1477 nucleotides long. RefSeq lists its product as uncharacterized. The record is from RefSeq and is a predicted model, not a curated record. The transcript has 10 exons. Bases 86 to 1477 code for a protein of 463 amino acids. NCBI's taxonomy places the organism in Eukaryota, Metazoa, Mollusca, Gastropoda, Lepetellida, Haliotidae. Gene Ontology annotation, molecular function: protein binding.